Molecule: messenger RNA, 1788 nt
Organism: Dujonia railenensis
Lineage: Eukaryota; Fungi; Ascomycota; Pichiomycetes; Serinales; Debaryomycetaceae
Source: the annotation of a GenBank genome assembly
AUGAGCAGUAACCAGAACGUGGAACCUACUUCUUUAGGUAUAAAUGUUACAUCGAAACUGUACGACCCUUAUCACUUAGAUAGAGCAACUGGAGCUCAUUGUUCAGAAUCUCGGCAAGGCUUUGAAUUGUCGAGUAUUUAUUUCUGUAAAAGAGAUAAUACCCAAGAGGUCCAAACUGAUUAUUUACCUGGAGUAGAAGCAGAAUAUAGUCUUGCGAGAAGCCUUACAUGCAAUGAAGGGACAAAUACUGAAAGGAGUUCCAUUCCUAUAGUAAAUUCGACAGAUCAAGCCCAAAAGUCAAAGAGCACGUCUGACUUGGAAAACCAGAGCGAAAGCUCAAAUUGUGACGAUAAAGAUCCACCGAAAGAUGAAGGAUUCGCGUGGGUGGUAGCAGUAUGCGCGAUGCUAGCCGUUUUCUGUACCUGGGGCUCUAAUGCAGGGUAUGGUGUCUUCCUUUCAUACUACAUUUCAUCGGAUACGUUCGCUGGGGCAACUCGAUACGACUAUGCAUUGAUUGGUGGUAUGAUUCUCUGCUUUGCCCAGUUGUUAGCACCGGUCUGUGCUUUAUGCUAUAGGGUAUUUGGGCCAUUUUACACAUCAUAUUUUGGGGUGGUAUUACAGACCUUGGGGUACUUAUUAGCAUCCUUUGCUACUAAAAGGUGGCAACUAUACUGCACUCAGGGGUUUCUAGUGGGCGUAUCGUUCCUGUUUGUUUAUCUACCUGGAACUUUAAUGAUAUCCACCUGGUUCGAGAAGAGAAAAGCAACAGCCAUGGGAAUAGCUUUCUCUGGUGUAGGUCUCGGUGGUGUAUUUUUUUCCUUGGUAGUUCGAAAGAUAAUAAGUGAAACAGGAGAUCAAAGGUGGGCUCUAAGAAUGAGUGCUUUUGUUGCGGGCUCUGUAGCUCUUAUUGCUUGUAGUAUUAUGAAACCAAGGAAUUACAAACCUUUACCCUUUAAACUUACAUUAAGCAAAGAAUUCAUCUACACUAAUGCUAAGUACAUUUUCUCAGUUAGUGUAUUCAAAGAUUAUGCACUUGUCCUAUUAGGGGUUUGGUUCGGAAUAUGUACCAUAGGUUAUAUGUUAGUUCUCUUUACUAUUUCGUCAUACGGAAUACUGGUGGGCUUAAGUGCGUAUCAAGGAUCCAUUUUGACUGCCGUGCUAAAUGCCGGCCAAGUCAUUGGAAGACCUUCCUGUGGUCUCGUUGCAGACAAGUUUGGCAGAUUCAACUUUGCCAUUGUCAAUUGCCUUGUCAUUACUGUAUUGAUAUUAGCAUUUUGGAUAAACGCUACAUCUUUUGGUUCACUAUUAGCUUUUAGUGUACUUAUGGGUUCGACCAUUGGUGUGGGAAGUUUGUUUUGUCAAUCAUUGGCUUCAGAUAUUUUGCAGAACAUGGAGAAUUUACCAGCUGCAUGGUCUGGAUUGAAUAUGAUUGUCCUGUUGUUCUCUAUUGGAACUGAAGUAUUUGCAUUUGCAUUAAAGAAAGAUGGAGCAACGAGCCCCUAUUUGCAUACGCAGAUAUUCGGAGGUGUUUGUUUCUUCUUUAGUGCUCUACUAUUGUGUGUUAUGAGGGAGAAGGUUGUCAAAAUGAAAUUUGUGGCAAGCUUGGACGGAGAUAGAAAGCUUCAUCGUGAGAAAGCCAGCUUUAAGGAAUCUUCGAAUGAUACCAGUCAAGUUGAUAUAUUUGAGGUAGACAAAAUACAAUUGAGGAUAGACAGGUAUGAACUUCUCACUUGCAACAAUUCCAUAAAGAGUUACUUCGUCAGGAUGUUUUAUCCAAUCAAGGUAUAA